UAUUUCUUCUUCUUAUUCGCGGCCAUGCCGGCCUAUACAAGCUUUCGUGACUUAUUUAGUCCCACGUAGCCGGAUAUGUAGUUAGUCCUUACUAUCGGAUAGUUCGGCAGCCGGAAGCAAAACUAUACGAUAAGGACAUCUUUUCUGACUGAAAACUGCAAAAUCUGUUAAAACUAGAAAUCGUCUAAAACUUGGAAGAACAACGCCGUUGUAUCUGGAACGAAGAAAAUGUUAUAUUUUUCAGAAGGCCAUCGCGGGGAGUUGCAUUGCGUAUGAUAAUGGUUCGGAAGCACAAUUGACGAGAUGCAAAUGCCAGAAUCGAGAGGGGAUCCUGUGUGAAAUAUAAGAUUAUAAACAAGGAAAAAAUAAACAAGUAAAAUAAUAAACAAGGAAAACAUACUUGCACCAGUAUAUUACUCGAAUACGUUCUUUAAAAGCAUUACUGGUGUGGAACGAUACGUCACCAUUCAUACCGCCAUUGCGCAACGUGGUCGCUAGGGGCAACGUAUCCAAACAAAUUCCAAAUUCACUACCAAAACAAAUUUGCCAUCAGUUGCAAUUGACACCUGGCGAUGCUUUGUGCUGUCCACGAUUGUUUUCAGAAAAGAAUACAAACAAAACCAAUUCAAGCGUUUUGGCAGGCAAAGGAAGAUGACGGAACGUUAUGUGUACUGUAACGGACGAGCGCACGAAGGAACCAUGAGUGUGUCAACUAACAAGCAACUUUCUUCACAGGCAGCAAUGAAACCUCAAAGUGUAACAAAUCGCCACAUGAACUGGCUGAUACACGGUUUGUAUACCAGGAAGCAUUUUGAGCAGUGCAAAAAAUUGAUUGACCGUCAGCUGAGCAUUUGCUACGACAAGCAGUACUUAUACUACAUGAAGGGCCUUAUUUUGCGAGAGGAAAACAACUCAACCGAAGCCGUGCACUGCUUUCAACAAGCGAUUGCGCUGAACAAAAAUGAAUUAGAAAACUACAAGGAACUCGCCAAAACACUAUAUUCGAUGGGGAAAUUUCGCAAUGCUUUGGAAGUAUUUUUGAAAGCGGAAACUCUACUUGAACGACCUGACCACGAAAUCUAUCAUCACAUUGGUGAGAUGUAUUACAAAAAUUUCGGACAGCCAAAGGCGGGUGUCGGUGAGGCAAAGGAAUAUCUCAAGCAAGCCGUCACUUGCGGUAAGCACGUAGAAAGCUAUAAGAUUUUGGCCGAAAUUUACAUCGAAGAAGGAGACAGCAUCAAAGCGAUAGAAAUGAUAGAAAAUUGUUUGCAAAUAACGCAAGAUGACGUAUCCUUGAUGACGCAGAUAGGUAUACUGUACUUAAAAAUCAACGAGUACCAGCGGGCGUUCGAAAAAUUACUUGAUGCAACGGCAACCGAUUCCAAGCAUACAAGCGCCCUACUAGCAUUGGGAUCAAUAUUACAAUCCAAAAAUGACAUUGACGGUGCACUUAAUAAGUAUAAACGAAUAUCGAACUUAACAGACGAAAGCUCGGAAGUUUGGAGUAAUAUCGGUUUAUGCUUUUUCAAGAAGCAGAAAUUUAUUGCUGCAAUUUCAUGCCUUAGGAAAGCAACCUGGGUUUCGCCGUUGAACUUUAACGCGCUUUACAAUCUUGGACUGGUGUUGGUAACAGCCCAACAAUACGUGAGUGCCUUUCAAACGCUAGCUGCUGCGAUAAGUCUACGGCCAGAGCAUGCCGAGUGCUACAUGUUGUUGGGAACUUGUCUGCGGCAUUUAAAUGAUCCCGGAAACGCUUACCUUUCGCUGGAGAAGUCAACCAUGCUUCCGGACGCCGUCAAGAACCCGCUAAUCUAUCUUAACUUCGCACUCUAUUGUUACGAAGUCGGAAAAUCGGACCAAUCUGUGCUGUAUCUGAGCAACUUUCUCGACAUGACUCAACACAUUACGGUCCAUCGUGAGUACCUAAAAAUGGCCGACCGACUUAACGGAGCUCUUACGGUGGCUGCUGGUGGGCAGAUUCAUGCUCCUGCCGCACCAGACACAGGAGGGCACACCGGGGGUCUUGACCGUACCGAGAAGGAUCACCGGAUGCAGGAUGAAACUGUUGUCAACAUGUGCAGUGGUGGAUUGGCGGACGCGCGGAAUGAGGGUGCUGUCGAAGAGGAUGGCUCCGACGGUGAUUUACCCUGAUGUGCAUUGCAACAAAGGAAAAGAUGUAGACUUCUUGAAAGGAUUAGCAAUGGAGGGUCCACUGAUGGCUGGAACUUUAUUAUCUUGUUUUUUUUUUUAAGCUAAUGCUUUCACGCUAUUAUUCCAAGGAUAGCCCAGCUCAGAUUCCUUGAAAUCUAGACAGCAGUGUCAACUCGUUGUGUUGUUGCAUAAUUUUAACGUCUAGCUUGAACUGCUUCUGAUGGACUGUUUUGUUUUAUCCCGUCUUUCGUUGGCGGAGCUUUCACCACUGGGCGUGUAGUUUUUUUUUUCAGUUACACUAGUCCUAGAUAUAAUGUUGCAUGCAGUAUAAUGAAGACAAACUGACGUUAGAUAAGAACAGAAAACAAACAACGCAGUACGCGUCGUAUAAAUAAAUGAUGAACACUAAGUGAUGAUGAUCUGCUGAGAUGGUGAUGAUAAUAAUCCGAAUCUGAGGCGUGAUGUUUUUGACUCUCGAAAUUUCAUCUUCGUGGCAUGUUGCGCAAAGACAAAACGUCGUUAAAAUGUGUUGUUUUUUCAUGCUGAAACAACAGUGCAAUAUUCUGCUGUUAUUUAUGUAUUUAGAUUAUGUAUGCAUAUGCACGAUCAUACCAUUCUGGAUAUCUUUGCGUAUUAGCGCAGUGGCGGAUUAAGACAAGUGGAGGUCCUAAGCGGUCAAACGAAUUAGGUCUGGUUGAAGUGUCGAAUAGUUGGUUGCAUCAAAGAUUGUCGACCAGAAAAAGAUUGAGUAGCAAUUUAACUUAAAGAGUAGGUUCCUUUUUAGGGGCCCCUCGAGAACACGGGGCCCCAUGUAGCCGCUAAGUUUGCAUAGUGCGUAAUCCGCCCCUGUAUAAGAGUUUUAUUUAACGCCGUUUUAUUAAUGUUUUAUUUUAGCCAUGCUGUCACCGGUGAACCCACAAGACGAGGCAGCGUUCUAUACACAACAUUUAUCAAACGAUACAAAAUCAUAAUAGCGAACAAAACCAAAAGUUAAAUUAUAGCGAAUCUAUUGGAAAUAACACACCCUACCACGAAUU
This is a messenger RNA of Anopheles merus, 3188 nucleotides long. RefSeq names its product Bardet-Biedl syndrome 4 protein homolog (gene BBS4). Gene Ontology annotation, molecular function: protein binding. Bases 652 to 2151 code for a protein of 499 amino acids. The transcript has 10 exons. Lineage: Eukaryota; Metazoa; Arthropoda; Insecta; Diptera; Culicidae. Gene Ontology annotation, biological process: cilium assembly; protein localization to cilium. Gene Ontology annotation, cellular component: ciliary basal body. The record is from RefSeq and is a predicted model, not a curated record.